AUGGACGUGCACUCGGAGGCGUCGACGAGGCGCGAGGCGCUGACGUUCAGCGCGUUCCUGCGCCAGGACAGCAGCAUCCCGGACAGCAAGAAGUACGACACUAUCAUCCGCGGCAGCUCGCAGGAGCAGAUGAAGCGCCUGACGAUCGGCGUGGAGCUGGCCGCGCAGCCGAGCAUCCUGUUCCUGGACGAGCCCACGAGCGGCCUGGACGCGCACUCGGCCAAGCUCAUCACGGACGGCGUGCGCAAGGUGGCGGACUCGGGCCGCACCAUCGUGUGCACGAUCCACCAGCCCUCGUCGGACGUGUUCUUCCUGUUCGACCACCUGAUCCUGCUCAAGCGCGGCGGCCAGUCGGUGUUCGUGGGCGAGCUGGGCGAGCGGUGCCAGAAGCUGGUCAAGUACCUGGAGGCGGCGCCCGGCGUCAAGCCGUGCCCGCCCAAGCAGAACCCGGCGACGUGGAUGCUGGAGGUGAUCGGCGCCGGCAAGCGCGCGUCCAAGGGCUCGACGCAGAUGUACUUCCUCAUGAAGCGCUUCUUCAACCUGUACUGGCGCACGCCGGCGUUCAACCUCACGCGCUUCGGCAUCGUGUUCGGCGUGGCCAUCAUCUGUGGCCUGUCGUUCCUGAGCGUGGACUACACGGCGUACAGCGGCCUGGUGGGCGGCGUGGGUCUGGUCUUCAUGUCGACGCUGUUCAUGGCCAUGGCCGGCUUCAUGGGCACGCUGCCCGUGUACUCGAUCGACCGCUCGGCUUUCUAUCGGGGGCGCGCUGCGCAGACGUAUAAUUCGCUGUGGUACUUCGUGGCCACGACGGUGGUGGAGAUCCCGUACGUGUUCGGUCAGUCGCUGCUGUUCAUCGUCAUCUUCUACCCGAUGGUGGGCUUCCAGGGCUUCGCGACGGCGGUGCUCUACUGGGUGCACGUGUCGCUCUUCGUGCUGGGCCAAAUGUACUUCGCGCAGCUGCUGAUCCACGCGUUCCCGAGCAUCGAGGUGGCGGCCGUCAUGGGCGCGCUCAUCAACUCGAUCUUCCUGCUGUUCGCGGGCUUCAACCCGCCGGCGGCGUCCAUCCCGGAGGGCUACAAGUGGCUCUACACGAUCGUGCCGCAGCGGUUCUCCAUCUCGAUCCUGUCGGCGCUCGUGUUCUGCGACUGCCCCGAGAGCCCGACGUGGAACGCGUCGCUGGGCCAGUACGAGAACGUGGGCUCGCACCUCGGCUGCCAGCCCGUGUCGGGCCUGCCGGUCACGUACUCGCACAUGACGUACAACUACGACGACCGCUGGGCCAACUUCGGCUACGUGUUCGUGACGAUCAUCAUCUUCCGCCUGCUCUCGAUGCUCUCGCUGCGCUACAUCAACCACACCAAGAGAUAG
Messenger RNA from Phytophthora sojae, 1368 nucleotides. RefSeq names its product ABCG transporter-like protein. Gene Ontology annotation, biological process: transmembrane transport. Bases 1 to 1368 code for a protein of 455 amino acids. The record is from RefSeq and is a predicted model, not a curated record. Gene Ontology annotation, molecular function: ABC-type transporter activity; ATP binding. Gene Ontology annotation, cellular component: membrane. The transcript is spliced from 4 exons. NCBI's taxonomy places the organism in Eukaryota, Oomycota, Peronosporomycetes, Peronosporales, Peronosporaceae.